AGAACGAAUCACAUCUUUUUUUUAAUGUUCAUUUGUUUGACUCGCAAUGUUACAUAUAUAGAGAAUAUUUCUUCAGAGAAACUUGAGCAAACUUAUUAUUACAGAGAAAAAAUCCGAUGGCAACUUCGAAGCUUCAAGCUCUAUGGAAUCAUCCAGCUGGACCUAAAACGAUUCAUUUUUGGGCGCCCACGUUCAAAUGGGGUAUAAGCAUUGCUAACAUUGCAGACUUUCAGAAACCUCCAGAGACACUUUCAUACCCUCAACAAAUUGUGAUCACAGGCACUGGACUUAUUUGGUCACGUUACAGUACUGCAAUCACUCCGAAAAAUUGGAAUCUCUUUAGUGUUAGUCUUGGUAUGGCGGCAACAGGCAUAUACCAACUUACUCGUAAAAUAAAGCAUGAUUAUGCAUCUGAAGCAGAUCCUAUUGUUGCAAAAGAAUGAUGAAGACACCCAAAUCUGUUUGGGGUUAUAGAUUGUUUAUUGCAGUUAGAAAUUGAAAUGUUAGUGUGACUACUAUGAUAGUAUUACUUUUCCACACCUUUCAACCUAAAUGGUAACAAUAAGGUCCAUCUCUAACUUAUAGUUGGACCGGAAAAGUUUUAUU
Camelina sativa (false flax) is the source of this 606-nucleotide messenger RNA. RefSeq names its product mitochondrial pyruvate carrier 3. NCBI's taxonomy places the organism in Eukaryota, Viridiplantae, Streptophyta, Magnoliopsida, Brassicales, Brassicaceae. Gene Ontology annotation, biological process: pyruvate import into mitochondria. Gene Ontology annotation, cellular component: mitochondrial inner membrane. The record is from RefSeq and is a predicted model, not a curated record.